AUGGGAUGGCUCGGAUGGACGAUUGUGACGAUGGGUAGGAUGCAACAGCUCCAGGGCCAGGUCUUUGAGCUGAAGCAGCGACUGGUGGAAGCGGAGGUGAAGCGGCAGCCUUUUUGGCUUCAGUUCGGGUCCACAGGAGAUGCGGCGGAGAAGGACGCAAAGGAGUCUCAGAAUGGCAGGCAGCAGCUGGAACGCCGGCUUACGCUGACCCGCUGGUUGCUGGCAGCCGUGUCAUUUGUCCUGUUGCUGGCGAUAGGGGCGCUGGCAUGGGCCGAGCUGGAGUCGCCGCCACUGGGCACCAUGACCUUGGCCACAAUCACAUCUCCUGCUGGCGCUGGUCGCCUGCUGGGAGGUGCUGGCGGCGGUGACAGUGGGGGGGGUGUCCUGGGCACGUUGGUGGCACUCGUUGCGGCGGGAUCCGUCUCGGGCCCUUACGGCCCCAUACACAAGCCUGUGCCUACCAUUGCCUACCCCGGGGCUGAGGGUGCGCAGUCCACGUCACUGUCCAUGCGACCCACCGGUCCCAAAGCGGAUGGCGCCGUACCCAGCGUCAGUGCCCCAGCCCAGAAACCGCCGUACGACACGGGGAGCAUAUAUUUGAUGCCGGCCCCUGGGUGCCACCGCUACAGCCGGCCUAACUGGUCACUACGGAAAACCCUGUUAUCCCACCUACAGCAAGGCGCCGCAGUGGCUCCUUAUGGCGGUUCUCCCAGCUCAACCGCCACAAGCCCUGCAAUCCAGCCCUGA
Messenger RNA from Volvox carteri f. nagariensis, 747 nucleotides. RefSeq lists its product as uncharacterized. The record is from RefSeq and is a predicted model, not a curated record. Bases 1 to 747 code for a protein of 248 amino acids. The transcript is spliced from 8 exons. Lineage: Eukaryota; Viridiplantae; Chlorophyta; Chlorophyceae; Chlamydomonadales; Volvocaceae.